CCCACUUCCCGCCAGGGGUCGCGGAGCAGCGAGGGUUCCAGGACGCCGCGGUGCGCGCGGGCGUCGCCAGAGCCGGACCAUGAAGCUCGAAUUUGCGCCGCUCAACAUCCCGCUGGCGCGGCGGCUGCAGACCGCGGCGGUGCUGCAGUGGAUCUUGUCUUUCCUGUUUCUAGCACUGGUGUGCAUUGGAAUCAUUGUGAUACUGAUCAUAUACAACUAUUGGUUCCUCUACAUCCCAUAUUUCACCUGGCUUUACUUUGACUGGCAUACCCCAGAGCAAGGUGGCAGGAGAUCCACCUGGGUCAGAAACUGGACAGUUUGGAAGUACUUUAAGGACUAUUUUCCAAUUCACCUCAUCAAAACUUGGGAUUUGGAGCCAAGUCACAACUACAUUUUUGGGUUUCACCCCCAUGGAGUACUGGUUCCUGGAGCCUUUGGAAAUUUUUGUACGAAUCAUUCGGACUUCAAGCUGCUAUUUCCCGGCUUUACUGCAUAUCUUCAUGUGCUCUCAGUCUGGUUCUGUUGUCCUCUCUUCCGAGAAUAUCUGAUGAGUUCUGGGAUUGUCUCCGUUUCCAAGAAAAGUGUGUCCCACGUGCUGAGCAAGGAAGGAGGUGGAAACAUUUCAGUCAUUGUCCCAGGGGGUGCAAAAGAAUCUCUGGAUGCCCAUCCUGGAAACUUCACUCUGUUCAUCCGCCAAAGGAAAGGAUUUGUUAAAAUGGCUUUGAUCCAUGGAGCCUAUUUGGUCCCAGUGUAUUCUUUUGGUGAAAAUGAACUAUUUAAGCAAGUUAGCAACCCUAAGGGCUCAUGGCUUCGAACUGCUCAGGAGAAACUACAGAAGACCAUGGGGUUUGCUUUGCCACUGUUUCAUGCCAGAGGAAUUUUUCAGUAUAAUUUUGGCCUGAUGCCCUAUAGGAAAUGUAUCCACACUGUGGUUGGCUGCCCAAUCCCUGUUCAUCAGACUCUGAACCCAACCUCAGAGCAGAUUGAGGAGCUGCAUCAGACCUAUAUGGAGGAGCUAAGGAAAUUAUUUGAAGAGCACAAAGGGAAGUAUGGUGUUCCAGAGCACAAAACUCUCAUUUUUAGAUGAUUGUACUCUUAGAAGGCAUAAAGGAGGACAAGAGAAAAUCUCCUUGAGAGAAUAAAUAUUUUAAAUAAGUUUAUUUUUUUUCUCUGACUAUGGCAUCAAAUUUAUGGCUGAAAAGUAUUCUUUAUGGUGACAACUGUUGAUGUUUUAUCUGUGGUAAAUAAAAAUACAGUUGAUGACUAUAGGAUGAGCCUGGAGAGGAAAAUAAGGCUCAUAGUAACCUUCCUCAUUUAGGAAGUCUAAAUUGUUUUACUGGUCAGGAAAAGCUUUAGAAUUAUUUAUGUGUUCCAAAAACAAUUACAGCUACCAAAAAAUUUAGACCCUUUAAUACAGUUUCUGUUUUGGGUGAUGAAAAAGUUUUGGUAGUGGAUGGUAGCACAACACUGUAUGUAUUAUUAAUGCCACUGAAUUCUAUGCUUAAAAAUUGUUAAAAUGACAAAUCUUGUGUAAUGUGUGUUGCCACAAUAAAAAAAAAUUAGACCCUUUUCCUAAACAUCAUGAUAGUUUUAGGUGGUGUUGACUGAGUGUGAAAGCUGUCAUUCAGCCCAGCCAGAACAUAUAGGAGACAGCAUGUAAAAUAAUUUGCCAUUUGUUGGUAAAUAAUGUUAGUAAUAUAAUGUUAGUGAAUAAUGUUACUUCACUACUUAGAUAAUUUGAUCCUUUAGGUCGUACCAACCAAUGCAUUUUUAUAUGAUAUUGCAGAUUUUUUAUGAAGUUUUGGAAAUAGGAUGAAUCUGCCAUGUGGAAACCCAUGUGGACAAGAGCACUUCUCAUCUCUACUUAUGCUCAGGAAUAUGUUCAUCUGCUAUAGAGAAGGAGAUCUGUUUAGAAGACAUGCUUUUUUUUUUGCACAUGUUUUGGAACAUUGAGUUUCCAAAAAGUUUUCAUGGUAACAUAAAUAGUUUUAAUUUGCUUCCCAAAUGGCCUCUUUGUUGUAAGAUGGGCUACGAAAGAAAGUACCCUCUCCAGGGAGCUGUGUUCUGCUCACAGUGCAUCUGCCUGGAUCCACAACUGGCAAUUAGUUGGCUCACAAUAAGUACUUGCUAAAUGAAUGCAUUUAUAGGUGAACACACAAACAAAUUUUGCCAUUAGGCCAUGAAUUUUAAAAAGUAUACCAUAGGACAAAACCUAUUAUAAGGGAAGAACCACUUUCAGAUGGAGACAAUUUGCUAUGUUUGAUGUCCCACCCCACUAAUCAACAAUCCUGAGGGCAGGUUUGUAGGGAGCAAGUCAGAGGGAGGUUUCUGAGAGUCACUAAGUGUUAAGUUACUACUCAGUAAGUAGGUAAGAAGAAUGCCCAGUUUCUAUAUGAUCUCCAUUGUAGAUGUUUGCUUCCACGCCUCUUCCAUGCUAGGUGUUUGUGGGCAACUUCAUUUGAGUUGCAUCCUAACUUAGUGGUAAUAUGUCUUCAGAACUCUGAUUUUUAAAACCUCAAGCCCUGGGCUGAAUCCCAGAUUGGGUUUGACAAUAGCAAAACAAAAUUGUAUUGGUUGAUGUCUUGAAUAGGAAAGCAUUUCUUUUGCAAAAAAAAGUGAACCUUCUCAGUUCUUCUUAACGUUAGAUCAAUUUUUUGUCAAAGCAGGGAACAGGAGACAACAAAUUAUAAAGAUGCAGAAAAGUCCACUAUAAAGUCCUUUUGGACAAAAUAAAGUAAAAGGAGCACCAUUUGAAUAAAGUUACACCCCAGUUUGUGAGGUCAGUCCUUUAGAACAAAGCUGUGAAGCACAAAUAACCACAACAACCAAAGGCCUUUAAAUUAUUACAAAACCCAUGAUUUCAUUCCUAUGGAGAAGUUUACUAAAGUCCUGUGAUGCACAGUUUAUUGUGAUUUCACUUAGGCAUGAAUUUUAAUUUCCCAUUCAGUAGUGAGAGGGUAUCUUAAUUUCCCAGGCUGUUAAAACAAAAACCCCCACAAUGAGUUGGCUGAAACAAUGGGAAUUUACUGUCGUACGGUUUCAGAAGCUGGAAGGCUAGCUUGCUUCCAGGGUUGGUAGCAUUUUGGCUGGCCGGAAAUCCUUGUGUUCCUUUGCUUUCCUGUCACCUGGCAAUACAUGUAGUGAUGUCCUCUCUUUUUCUUCCCAUUCCACUGACUUCCAGGUUCCAGCUCCUCCCUAGGACUUUCUAUUUCUGAAUUUCUUCUUUUAUAAAGGACUACUGUAAUCUGGAUUAAGACCCACCCUCAUUCUUUUGGGCCACACCUUAACUAAACAUAACAUCUUUAAGAGAUCCUAUUUACAGUGGAUUUACACCCACAGGAAUUAAGACCAAGAACAUGUCAAAUUUGGGGUCAUAACUCAAGCCAUCACAGAGUGCCACCCAGCAUCAACUGGAUUAUCAAUUCAAACUCAUGCUUAGUAAAGCAGGGGCACUAAAAAAUGAGAAAAAUUCUGUCCUUAUGAAUUUAUCUAAUUUUGCCAUUAAAAAAAAAAUCUAGACAGACUCACCUUUAAUUUUGACAUAUACAAAAACUGUUUUAAAAAUACAUAUUGAUGGGCUUAUCUCUUUAUAGGGUCUCUAGAGGCCUUAAUUCCUGCCAUGCCAGAUUGCAUGAUAUAUUCAAAGUUCCAUAUAGUCCUACAGAUUGCAAAAGAAUUUUUGAUAUUAAUAUUUGCUACAGCAGAAAAGUGGGCCAUAUAUUGUAUGCCCUGGUACGAUUUGAUGGAGGUUUCCUUCCCUAUUUUAAAGGUACCCAUUUACUAUGCAAGUGCACAUCGUUUUAAAUAGCAAAGCAAAAUAGUAACAACAACAACAACAAAAUCUAAAACACUGCAAGAGAAACAGGGCUUAUAGCCUUGAGGAAAUACGCAUUUAUGCUGGUUGAGUUGGAUUUUCUUUCCCCUCCCUUUCUCUUACACACGGAGUGCAGGCUGGGUCAUUUCCUUUGUCUUGCACCUGGAAGUAUACAAAAUCAUCAGUAAUCAGUUAGCUUCAUUAUGUUUACGUUGAAGGUUGCUGCUUCAAUGCUCCUGAAGGCCAGCUUGUUUAGCUCUGUGGAAAAGGAAACUAAGGCAAAGGACGCUGGAUGAUUUAAUGCAAAUCCUUCGCCACUACUAUGAAAACAAUCGAAGUGUGGAACUUUCUGGGUUGAUGGGUGAGCCUUUAAUAUAUGCACAGGGUUAAAAGGGAGAUCCCUAUCUUAUCCAGUAGGUGUGUUUCACCGGAGAAAUGUGAGAUGUAGUGUGGAUGUCUAGUAAUGUCCAUGCUUAGUUAACUUUAAAUUUAAUCUUUCAAACUACCUCACUGGUGCAGAACACCAAAGUUUGUGAUAAAUUUGAAAAUGAUUUUUGGGUUUGUUAGCUGUCUUCAUUGAUGGGAUUUGUUGAUUGGUUGUUGCUUUUCAAAUAGCCCAAGAUUGCUAAUUCUCAUAUUUGUAUUUUUUAAAACUAAGUGAUAAAGUACUCAUUUGUGGGGCUGGGUUAUUAUCAAGUGGAAUUUGUAUGCAUUUUUUAGGGAGAAAAACAGAUCAACUUUUAAUGUAACCAACCAGUUGGCCUACUUUCUUAAGGAUGACAAAAAGGGGUUCUUUAUAUUCAAAACAAAGGGAUUUCUCUGGUACCUCAUAUUUUGAGUAUUUCUGUUAAUCCUUUCCAGAUACCUCCAGUUUAUGCCUUAACAUCUUAUAAGAGGAGGAGAAAAUUUUGUAUCAAUCCAUUGUUAACCCAUAGGAUAAUGCUUUCUUCAAUAGAAGAAUCUGUCUUGUUUGCAAUGUGACCCUGACAUCAACAAAUAGACUUUCAGUGGUCUCGAUAAAUGCUUGUGGCAUGAACCUGGAAGUUUGAUGGAUUGUAUCUUGGAACGCAAGUUUUAGAGCUAGGAGGGGCUUCACAGUCUGUCUAGCUCUUCCUUCUGCUGAUGAGGAGUUGGGACACAGUGAGGUUUAACAGAUUGGAACUGGCCUUGUGUUCAUGUUUCUCUGCCCAAGAUUGAACGGGAGGUUCUGCUAUUACAUGAUCAUUGAUUACAUAAAUGUAAGAAUCCUGCUACAAGACAGAAAUGUCAAAAAAGUGGAGUAUGCAUUAAAAAUCCACUUAAAGCAAGGAAUUUAACAACUCUGAAGCAAACUCUGUCUUAUUGGUAUUGAGAACAUGUUUCCUUUUGGAGACCAAUAUACCACAUUGUUGAUUUUUCCCUUUUACAAGGGCUAUUUUAGAAACGUGUCCUGGGUGAAAUCCAAGCUUUCAACAAUGGGCUUAGCCACUAGAGCCUUAUGUAUUGGAGCAGCAGGGAUAAGGCAAGAUGCUUUAUUCCUGGACAACUGAUGAGCAGUUGGAUUGUGCAGUCAAAGCAAUCCUGUUACACAACAGGGGUGGAAAUAGUGCAUCUAUCGCCUCCUUCACAGCCUCAAUUCCAGAGUCUAUUCUGGCUCCAGCCUCACCCAACUGGGUUGUUGCUGCUGCUUUCUUAUAGCUCUUAGAUUCUGGCUAAGAAUCAUUACAGGCUCUCCUGAGAACAAAGCUAACCCUGCCCCUCCUCUGCUCUCAAAGGCUGUGUAAUUCUCUCCCUGCCUCAUUUCUAGAUGAGCUUGGAGCCUUAGGUCUUCCUGGUUGGAUUCCAUGCCCACCUGUGUGGAUGUGCAGUGAUGUCCAACGUAACUGCUUCAUUGUUUUCUAUUCUCCAGGCUUCUAUUUUGGAUAGUCUUAUAGCCACUGUCUUCCACUAACUGACCAGGCUAGUGGCUUUGGGCCUCAGAAGGCUUUGAGCCUUCACAUGUAAACAAGAGUUGGGAGUGAAUGGUCUUCAAAGCCCCUUCUGCCUCCAUCUAUACUAUGGUCUCUGCCUAGCCUUUUUCCUGUCAUUGUUAUGGCAUCUAGUUGGAGAUGUAGUUUAUCUGAUCACUUUCCUCUUUCUCUAUAAUCCUUACUUGAUUUAUUCCUCCAGGAAAUGCAGUGUGCUGAAAUGACUGUCUUACUUUCUUUGUAUAAGUAAAACACAAAUCGCUACUGAAAUUUCUCCCGGGUCACAGUGAACUUUACUCAUGGUGGUUCUAAUAAAUAAUUUAUUUCUCAAAAUAAAAGUAGGAGAAAUUUGUCUAAGAGGCUUCAUCUUUUGUAUCAUUCAAAACCAUGGAAUAAUUCAGUGUAUUACAUGUUAAAAUCUUUAUAGGAGACCGUUAAAGUUUAUAUUUUAUAGAUUGUAUAUGGUGUUGCUGUGUGCUUUUUAAAGCUCCCAAAUGUUAACAUUUGGGAACAAUAAAUGUGUUUUUAUGCCCAAGUUAUAAAUGUGGGAUGUGUUUUUUAACCUGGAUGGAAUGGUUUUCAUUUCCUGCACCUGACAAGGCUGAAUGAGUUUUGUCUUGGGGAUGAAUAGAAACAAGAGAAUUGCAGCAAAAUGCUCCAUGAGCAUUGCAAAUUCUCAUACUGAAGAGUCAGUAUUUUAAAUUAUCUUAAUGGGAUAAAGACAAAACAUAAAGCAGGGGCCAAGCUAACAGAUAACCACAGAUGUACAGAUAUAAAACAAGAAAAGGGGUUGAUAAGAAGAAGCAGAGACAAGAAACUGUCAUGGUCUCAACAUGGUCAUAACAGAAGUGAAGCUUCUCUGAUACAGAAUGUUUCAAAAAUUGGUAGAAAAAACUUAUUGAUAAUAAAUCAAGUCAAUCACUGCUAAUAAAUAUGGGUUUUUUGGGGGCGGAUGAUGAAAAUGCUCUAUAGUUAGAUUGUGGUGGUAGAUUGAACAACUGUAAAUAUAUUAAAACCACUGAACUCUACAACUCAAAUGGUGGAUUUUAUGGUAAAUAAAUUAUAUCUCAAUAAAACUGCUUUGAAAAAUCAAGUCAAUUAUACAGUUGCUAAAGUAAUGAAAGAAGAAGCUAAAUACGAAAUUCCUUCUCUUAUGUGUCAAGAAUGAAAUUGCCUCCCUUUGGAUGUCUGCUCUUUGUGCAAAGUUUAUGCCUUGAUUUUUGAAACCUUAUAAUGAACAUGAUUAAAUAAUUGUUUCAAUGC
This is a messenger RNA of Choloepus didactylus (southern two-toed sloth), 7023 nucleotides long. RefSeq names its product monoacylglycerol O-acyltransferase 1 (gene MOGAT1). Gene Ontology annotation, molecular function: diacylglycerol O-acyltransferase activity. The coding region runs from base 80 to 1087 and encodes 335 amino acids. NCBI's taxonomy places the organism in Eukaryota, Metazoa, Chordata, Mammalia, Pilosa, Megalonychidae. Gene Ontology annotation, cellular component: endoplasmic reticulum membrane. The transcript is spliced from 6 exons. Gene Ontology annotation, biological process: triglyceride biosynthetic process; diacylglycerol biosynthetic process. The record is from RefSeq and is a predicted model, not a curated record.